Molecule: messenger RNA, 8426 nt
Organism: Sceloporus undulatus (fence lizard)
Lineage: Eukaryota; Metazoa; Chordata; Lepidosauria; Squamata; Phrynosomatidae
Gene: ELAPOR1
Product: endosome-lysosome associated apoptosis and autophagy regulator 1
Exons: 22
Biological process (GO): autophagosome assembly; positive regulation of vacuole organization
Cellular component (GO): trans-Golgi network; extracellular exosome; lysosome
Source: RefSeq, a predicted model, not a curated record
AGUGGCUCAGGUGCUCUCCAGUCCCAACUAAGGCCGCAGUAGCAGCAGCAGUAGCAGCGACGGCCAGCUGCGGUUGCUAAGCAACGGGUGUGUGGGCGGCGCGAGGCGGAGAGGGGGCGUGGCCGUCCGAGGCGAGGCUGAAUCAGUAGCAGCAGCAGCAGCAGCAAGCAUCUCAUUUGAGAGAGCGAGGCGACGACGACGGUCGCACACCUGCCUCUCUCUGGCCGCCCUUGUCUCUUUCUAUUUCUUUCCCUUCCUCCGCAACGCCAUGGCUGGUGGGCUCCAUCCUCCUCCCGCGGAUGCUGUGGGGAGCUGCUGGUCCUCCAUCUCCAUCUCUUCGCCUCUUUGUACCGGGAGAAGGUACCUCUCUCUGGUUCUGGUGCUGCUUUGGGCCGGUGCUGUCACUCGAGGGGAGAACCUGCACGCCUGCAAAGAGUCUGAAUACCACUAUGAAUACACAGCAUGCGACAGCCUAGGCUUCAGAUGGAGAGUAGCAGUGCCACACACUCCAGGACUCUGCACCGGCUUGCCAGACCCCAUCAAAGGCACAGAAUGCUCAUUUUCCUGCACAGCAGGCACAUACUUGGACAUGAAAAAUCAGUCGUGUAAGCCAUGUGCAGAGGCCACAUAUUCUCUGGGGACCGGCAUCAGGUUCGAUGAAUGGGAUGAGCUGCCCCAUGGCUUUGCCAGUGUAGCAACCAACCUUGAAAUCGAUUACAGCUCCACAGAAUCCUCAGAAAACUGCACAAUGUCAACGUGGGCUCCUAAGGGAGAUUACAUUGCCUCCAACACAGAUGAGUGCACUGCCACUCUGAUGUAUGCGAUUAAUCUCAAACAAUCUGGCACCGUCUCCUUUGAGUACAUCUACACAGACAGCAGCAUCGUCUUUGAAUUCUUUAUUCAGAAUGAUCAGUGCCAGCCCACAGUAGAGGAAUCACGAUGGAUGACAACCACAGAGAAAGGCUGGGAGACGCACAGCGUGAAGCUUAGUCGUGGCAACAAUGCCUUAUAUUGGAGAACAACAACCUUCUCUGUGUGGUCCAAAACUCCCAAGCCUGUGUUGGUGAGGAACAUUGCAAUUACAGGAGUGGCCUAUACUUCUGAAUGCUUUCCUUGUAAGGCUGGCACCUACACAGCCAAAUCAGGUUCUUCAUUCUGCCGACCGUGCCCGGCAAACUCCUUCUCCGGCAAGGGAGCAACUGCCUGCCAGCAAUGUGAACCAGCAAUGUACUCAGAACCAGGUUCUUCAUCAUGCAAGCCUCGCCCAGCCUGUACAGAUAAGGAUUAUUUUUAUACUCACACAGCGUGUGAUACAAAUGGAGAGACUCAGCUAAUGUACAAAUGGGCUGAGCCAAAGAUCUGCAGUGAGCAUCUUCCAAAUGCUGUUAGGUUGCCACUAUCAGCCAUAAAAACUGUGUGUCCACCUUGCAACCCUGGAUUUUUCAAGACCAACACCAGUUCCUGUGAGCCCUGCCCAUAUGGAACAUAUUCAAAUGGGUCUGGGUGUGUCAACUGCCCUGUUGGGACUGAGCCAGCACUAGGCUUUGAAUACAAAUGGUGGAACACUUUACCAUCUAACAUGGAGACAACAGUCCUCAGUGGAAUUAGUUUUGAAUACAAGCAAAUGACAGGAUGGGAAGUGGCUGGAGAUUAUAUCUACACAGCUGCUGGAGCUUCUGACAAUGACUUCAUGAUUUUGACAUUGUUGCUUCCUGGAUUCAGUCUUCCACAGACAGUAAUGGAGGACUCCGAAAAUAAGAAGAUAGCACAAAUCACAUUUGUCUUUGAAACUGUCUGCAGUGUAAAUUGUGAGCUUUAUUUCAUGGUGGGUGUGAAUUCUAGAACGAACACACCGGUGGAAACAUGGGUUGGAUCGAAGGGAAAGCAAUCCUACACAUACAUCAUUGAGAAGAAUGCAACCAUGAGCUUCACAUGGGCCUUCCAAAGGACAGCAUACCAUGAGGCAGGAAGAAAAUACACAAAUGAUGUUGCCAAGAUAUACUCUAUCAAUGUGACCAACGUCAUAGAUGGUGUAGCUUCCUACUGCCGACCAUGUGCUCUUGAAUCCUCUGGCUCAUCCUGUACUUCCUGUCCCCAUGGGCACUACAUUGACAGAAAUUCUGGUGGCUGCUAUCCAUGUGCAUCAAAUACUUACCUGAAAGCUCACCAGCCUUAUGGUAAACAGGCUUGCAUCCCUUGUGGUCCUGGCACAAAAAACAAUAAGAUUCAUUUCCUCUGUUAUAAUGAUUGUCCUCUCACUCAGUAUGGAUGGUAAGAACUCUGAGUUAGACUUCUCAGCACUGGCCACAGCACGUCCUUUUAUGGGGCCCCAGUUUUACCCUUAAAAAGACUGAAGUAUUUUCAUCACUUCAACAUUAGUUCUGUGGGCUCAGGAAGGAAGAUAGCUACUUGCAUUGAUAAUGUCACUGAUAUACAUGUCCUUGGCAAGGAGACAGAAUUCUCCAAAUCAACUUCCUCCUAUGUAUGCCAGUCCAUUAUUGUUCCUUCUGAAGUGAUGGGCUAUAAAACAGUGGUAUCUUCACAGCCUGUGAGCCUGGCUGACCAUUUUGUAGGGGUAACAACACAACCUACUCUGGACAAUAUCACUUCUCUUGCUGACUACUUCCCUGCUGAGAAUGUGGGCUUACCAGAUGUGAUAUUCUUUUACAGAUCCAGUGAUGUGACACAGAUGUGUAAUAAUGGGAGAGUCACUGCCAUCAGAGUGAGAUGUAAUCCCCUAAAGCCCCAGUCUGGAACGCUUUCUGUGCCAAACAAAUGCCCUGAUGGAACCUGUGAUGGAUGCACUUUUCAUUUCCUGUGGGAGACAGUUGAAGCUUGCCCGCUCUGUUCUACAGAUGAUUACCAUGCUAUCACCAGUGCCUGUGUUGGAGGGAUACAGAGAACCACAUAUGUCUGGCGGGAGCCAAAGCUAUGUGUAGGAGGCAUCCUGCUCCCAAAGGAGAAAGUCAGCAUCUGCAAAACCAUGGACUUCUGGCUCAAAGUAGGGAUCUCAGCUGGGACCUGUACUGCUGUCCUGCUGACUGUUAUGACUUGCUACUUCUGGAAGAAAAAUCAGAAGUUAGAAUAUAAAUAUUCCAAGCUGGUGAUGAAUGCCAGUGCCAAGGAUAGUGAGUUGCCAGCUGCUGACAGUUGUGCCAUCAUGGAGGGGGAAGAUGCAGAGGAUGACUUGAUAUUCGCAAGCAAGAAUUCUCUUUUUGGCAAAAUAAAGGCUUUCACUACCAAGCGAACAUCUGAUGGUUUUGACUCUGUGCCACUGAAGACUUCCUCUGGUACCACUGACAUGGAUCUUUAGGAGUGGAUUAUUUACCUCUCAUGCCUUUGCUGCAGGAUGCUUUGGGAGUCCUCCUUAGUUAAUACCUGCACUUUGAUGAACUUGCCAUGUGGCCUUAUUGGAUUCUCUUUAACUUCAGCUUCUUAUUGUACUUUUUAAAGUCGAAAAUUUUAACAUUCCCUUCAAAAGAAAAACUGUGCCAAAUACAAGUGUGCUUUUAAAAUUAUAUGUAGAUAUAUAUUUGUAUGUCUCUUGCACGUCCUGUCCCCCUUUCUGUGUUGUGCCCAGAAUCUUGAAUUUUAACCCUUUUAUUCAAAGUGGCAAUGUUUGUGUUUUAACUCUUUCCUGUGACCACAAAUGGCUAAACUACCCUAAAGUAUCAUUGUGGGAAUGCUCCUAAGGCUGCAGUCCUUACCUAGGAAUAAUUCCAUUGAACUUGGGAGGGAUUACUUCUAAGCAGAUAUUGGUAGGGUCUAGCUGUAAUUCUUCUAUCCAUGCAAUCCUUCUUGUGGCUGACAAUACUAUUUUAUCUUGUAAAAAGCUUUCCCAAUGUGCUAGUGCAUAGGUUUCUGCCCAAACCUCCUUAAAUACUGUCUUAGCAGAAGGUCUGUAGUGCUCUGAUCAUUCUGGAGAUCAUUGUAUCUGGGAAGGAACAUACUUUAGGCACUGCAGAUCAUUACAGCAUAGAAAAAACAGCUGUAUUCUCUUCACUUUUUUGUACAAAGGUAACCUGUCUUAAGAAGAAAAGUCAUACAACCAUGUAUCCUGUUACCACCCAAGAGGGGAUGGCCACUCCAUUUGGCAUUCAGUCAGCCUAGCAGGGCUUCCAAGAAAUCCUAAUGAAAUUUCAACACAGGACUCUGUCCUUAGGCUAUGUAAAUUAUAAGUAUUCAGGCAAUGACUGCAACGAUUAAGUUUGCCCCCUGUACAGCAUGCAGAGGCUACAGAAUUAGUCAUUUCUCUAAUUCUCUCUAGAUCAAGGUAUGUGGAGGAACAUCUGUGGAAAAAAAUGUCACCCUUGAAUUACAGACUUUAGUUAAGAGGCAAAUUUGGAUUUCUUUCACUUGGGAAACAGAUUACAUGCUUAGCAUUUUUACAAUUCAAACACAACCUCUUUUGUUUUAAGUAUGUUCCCUUCUUCCUUUUCCAAUUUUCUCAAAAUUAGAUUUUGUUUUUAACACCCUUUAAAUAUUAGACAUAAUUAUACUAAAGACCACAGAGGAAACUCUGGAAGAGCUGAAACAGUUUUUGCCAGUAUUGAUGCACAUUAGUGUGAAAAUGCCAAAACUUAUGCAGUGUUCCUGUGUAAUCAUUUGAAUCCAGUCAGUUGUAGCAGUGAUGAAUGUGAAACUUUCCCAUUCCACCUGUUCCAUUGUAGAUAUUAUGGCUUCUGAUCAGGAAAAUCUGAUUCUCUUUCACUGGAGAUGGCCAAUUACUAAUCAAAGGCAAUGCCUUCUGUUUCUGUAUAUUGACUGCAUUAAAAACUAGAGCUUGAAAAAAAGUUUCUUUUUGGAACUAAAACUUCCAGAAUCCCCCAAGGCCAUGGCACAAGCGGGGAGGAGAGUUGCAGUGUUAUAUAAAAAAAUCUUCCCAAUCUUUUUUUUUUAAACUUUUGCUCCUGAGUUAAUUAAGUCAACAUCUACUGGUAACUGACAAACCAAUGUUGACAGAUUUCAUCACUUUUGUUUGUUCUGAUAGGUUAGAAUAGUCUUUAAUACUAUUCAGUUAAUAAUAGAAAUGAACAAAAGUCCAGACCGUUCUUUCACACUGCAAUCAUUUAAGUGUCAAAUCCCAUAGAGUUCAACAGGCCUUAUUCAUAGGUAAGCAGAUAUAGAAUUGCAGCCUUAAGUCAUUCAAGUUUAAUUCCAAUGACAUUAUAAUUUUCCUUGAUAUACCUCUGGUUCCUAUACCUCUGCUUUGCUCUCUUUGUACUGUAGAAAUGAGCCUGUUUUUUAAAAAAACAACAACAACAAAUGUUACAUCGUACUUUCAGAUUUGUACUCCCAGUCAAAAAACAUUAAUGCAGAUUUCUAUCCACACUUUUUCUAUUAGCAUGCAUUCAAAGGGCCUGGGGGAGGGUCCACUCUUUCCCUAAUUAUGUGAGUAAGAGAGGGUGUUUCCUCAAAUAGUAACUAAUUAUUUCAGUCAUUUUGACAGUGCAAUUUCAUGUCACUUUUUUAAAAGAAAAAAUGUUUAAGCCCGUAAUUUAUUUUGGAAAUAAAUAAUUCUCCAGGCAGCUAGCAGGAACUGAUGCUAUUAAAAGAAAAGAAGGCUAAAUUUAUUUGGAUUUGAUUUUGUUUCUUGGUUUAUAUAAUUGUUAGUUGCUGUUACAAUAUAGAUUACUCAUAUUGGUUUCAAAAGAGACUAGGUAAUUCUCUUGAAAUAUCAUUUAAAAUAAUAUCAAAUCAUAGGGAAUUGGAAAAUAAGUCAGAGAUGUGGAAUCUUUGACCGUUUGGAUGUUGAUGGAACAGUGUCCCUCAACAUUGGCCAUGUUGGUGAGUGCUGAUGGGAAAUACCUAAAGGGCCACAAACCCCCUAACUCUGCUUUAAAUCCAGCUGGCCAGUCACUGCUGCUAUUCAGUGGUUAGAAAGACAUGAAGUUGUGAUUGGUCAUAUUGCAAUUAUUAAGAAAUAGAAAUGAGGUGUCUUAACUGUAUGUCCAGUGUGCAUACAUAUAAAGAUCACAAUUGCACAGGUCUCCAGUUAGCUAAUAGGCAUGAUUUUGUUACUGCUUGAGCUUGCCUGCACAAUUUGUGAUGUACAAGUUGAAUGCAGUGAUGUAUUUGGCAUGCCAGAUGCUUGACAAUGCCUGGUUUUCACAGUCCUGCGGAAAAUGGCUAUAAUAGGGAGGCUAUAGAACACCCGGAGCUGCCAGACUUGGUAAGUUUGUUGCAUUUUGCCUGAUAAGGUACAAAUUAUGCAAGCCCAAGUGAUAUAGCUUAAACAUAAAGUCACUUUCAGCAAAUGCAGCCAAAAUGGAGUAAUUCAGAAGUACCAUAAACCUCUGUUUUUCUUUAAUCAGAUUCUAGCUUGUUUACUAGAGAAUACAAAUAGAUCUGUUCCUGUACAAGUGAAUCUCACCUGUGGCUACUAACCAAACUUAGCAUCCUCUCUCUCAAGCCACAAAUGUUAGAUGCUACUGCUACUGCUACUACUACUAAUUUCCGAAUAGAAGAAAAUGUGCAUAUCAACUGAGCUGAAACAAAGACUGAGGUUACGGUGAAGCAUUCAAAUCUGGAGGAUGAGAAAGCUGAACUUAAAGGGCACUAUAGAAACAACUUUUAUUUUGUUGUAUCUGGAAACCUCUAGGUGGCUAUUACACCAUUCUGUGCAACCAAAAGGUAUUUGGGGAUAAUCAGAAGUAUACUGUCCCUGACUCAGAGAUGACUAAACCAGCAUCUUACCCUUUUAAUGCACAUGAAGGCUUGGCCUAGCAUGGAAAAGGUGUAUUAAUGGCUCACGCUGCCAUGGAAGAAAUUGUCAAUGGUGACCAGAGGUGUUGGAAAGCUUUCCAUUUCUCAGUGUAUUCAGGAAGAAAGAUCAAGAAAACCAAAUAUUAUUUUAGAUUCAAAAGACACUCACAUGCAAACUCAGUGCUAGCCUAAUCCAGCAUUACAGAAAGAUGGUUGAAUGCAUUUAAAGUCAAGCUAGAUAAUCUAAACCUAUAUGGGAAAAGCAUAUUUUCAUGCCCAGAAGUAGAUAUGGCAAAGAUACAUCAUUGAUAAUUUUCAAAAGCAUUGGCACAUGCUACCAGGGUGACUUCACUGCUUUACUAAAAUGUAGGCAUAAUAAUAUGAUAAAUAUAUGUCAUUUGUUCAGCAGCCUAACUAGGGAGGGAAAGAUGGCAGGACAAUUGCACAACCUAGAUGUGAAGUGAACCUUUAAAAGACAUAAUACUGACAGAAAUAAUUUUGAAUGAUAUAAUAUUUUAUUUUUGGUUUAGAAAGUUGUCAAAACAUUAAGUGAAAUCAACGAAAUAUUAAGUUACUCAGAGACUCAGACAGUCAGAGUAGCAUACCUAUAACUUUGCUUUGAUUCUCUAACUGCAAUAUAACAUGGUAAGUUCUGCAAAAUGUUGGGUGGGUGCAAUGGGGAGAUGAAAAUGAAAAGAUGAUACGAAAAGGCAGUGGGUGUUUUGUGCCAUAUCAUUUAAGUUAAAUUGUAAUAGAACAGUAAGCUUAGCAGCCACCUGUGAAAAUUUGGAAUUUCAGCAGCAAUAGAAGCAGCUCUAAAGAUUCAGAACCAUUCUCACUGAAGAUUUUAGCAAUGCCCAUUUUUAUAUAUUCAAAUUCCUUAUCUAAUACAAAUAUAAAAUACAGAUGAAAGGACAUUCCUUCUGGAUAGAUAUGACAGAGGGUAGGAAGCAGAGAAAGAACCAAAUUGGAGCCAAACAUAGGAAGAGAAAUUACUACCCAUGAGCUCUGCAUUUCUUAACUAACUGCUGGGAGUGUACCUUAUUUUCAGUGCUUUGAAAUUUCUUACCUGACGUCAAUAUCUGAACUUUCUAAUCUGCCAUUUAUGUGAAUGUGGUCCUCCUGUAAUUCAUUUGAUGCAAUCCUGUUAUACUGAGUGACAAAUAAGAUCAGAAGGAUAUUGUACAGUACUUAUUUAAUAGUACAGUAUCACUGCUUCUGUUUUUGUAUGAAGUUGUGAUUUAUUAUUCUGGCUUUCUGUCUCUGCUAUAUUUUGUACAUGCUUGAAAACAGUUUUUGUAUCAAAUUGUAAUCUUUACAGACUAUGACCUUUGUAAUAUAUGAUCAACAUACCAGAUAUUUUAGUGUCCUAGAAUUAAUCUGCAAGGACUUUUUAUGUGUAUGGACAAAUUAUAAAAGUGUUAUUCAGGGACUACAAUACCUUUCUUACCUAGAUGACAAUGAAUUUUGCAACUCUGAGUGUGUAAAAGAAUUGACUGGAUUAUAUUUAUAAAAUUGUGUUUUUUUCAGCUUUGUGAUGAUAAAACUGCAGGUUAUCUUGCGUGUAUGCAAGAUCCCUUUUAUAUAUGAUCUUAAUAGAAUUUUAUAGUAACGGGAGGCAAGAGUUGCAUGUACAGUUUUGGUUUUAAAACAAUGUAACUUCUGACUACUUUUAUGUGAGCAAUCUCUCUUUUGGGUGAGGUAAGAGAAACUAAGUAAAG